GACGGUAAUCCGUUGAACUUGAGCUUCGUCCCUCUGGACAUCAAACUAACCAACUGGGACGACCUGCCCGAGGCCUUCAGUCGACGCCGGGAAAAUCGAAUACAGGUACUGAGGUUCGUUCAGGAGUGGAGCAGCCUGGCAGCCAUGAAGCAGAAACUGCUUCGACGCAGCGGCCUCCUCUUCCACAGCCCCACUUUAGGCUUGCAGCAGCUGGCCGCCGCCCAACGCCCUCACUCGAGCACCAAAAG
Molecule: messenger RNA, 248 nt
Organism: Micropterus salmoides (largemouth bass)
Lineage: Eukaryota; Metazoa; Chordata; Actinopteri; Centrarchiformes; Centrarchidae
Product: DNA annealing helicase and endonuclease ZRANB3-like
Exons: 2
Source: RefSeq, a predicted model, not a curated record